Molecule: messenger RNA, 3699 nt
Organism: Saccostrea echinata
Lineage: Eukaryota; Metazoa; Mollusca; Bivalvia; Ostreida; Ostreidae
Product: propionyl-CoA carboxylase alpha chain, mitochondrial-like
Exons: 23
Coding region: 29-2194 (721 amino acids)
Cellular component (GO): mitochondrion
Molecular function (GO): ATP binding; propionyl-CoA carboxylase activity; metal ion binding
Source: RefSeq, a predicted model, not a curated record
UUUAAAGUGAACUAGCCGCAAACUAAACAUGGCGACGACAGUUUUAAGACUUCGGAGAUCGUUCCGACUUUGCGGUGUACAGGCUGUGAGAUCAACAUGUCAGCCUGCAGAAUGUAAGAGAAGUAUUUAUACCACUGCACCGAAGCAGAAAAACCUCUACUGGAAUGACAAGUAUAAUGAAGGAGAAGAGGUUUUUGAGAAAAUACUCAUCGCUAACCGCGGAGAAAUAGCCUGUCGUGUGAUUCAUACAUGUAAGAGGCUAGGAAUCAAAACGGUAGCAGUUCAUAGUGAGGCUGAUUCAUUGUCACUUCACACACGAUUGGCUGAUGAGGCCAUUUGUGUGGGCCCGCCUCCCACCAGUCAGAGUUAUCUCAACAUGGAUGCCAUUCUUCGUGCCGUCAAGGAUACAGGGGCUCAAGCUGUGCAUCCUGGAUAUGGAUUCCUCUCAGAAAAUACAGUGUUUGCAGCAAAAUUGGCAGAGAUAGGAGUAGAAUUCAUUGGUCCCAGCAGUCCCUCUAUUAAAGCCAUGGGAGACAAGAUUGAAAGUAAAAGAAUUGCCAGCAAAGCCAAGGUCAACAUGAUCCCCGGCCAUGAUGGAGUGGUGGAAGAUGGAGAUCAUUGUGUCAAGCUGGCCAAUGAAAUUGGGUACCCUGUAAUGAUUAAAGCCUCAGCUGGUGGUGGUGGAAAGGGAAUGAGGAUAGCUUGGAAUGACAAAGAAGCAAGAAAUGCCUAUCGCUUGUCCAAACAAGAGGCAGCCUCUAGCUUUGGAGAUGACAGGAUGUUGAUUGAAAAGUACAUUGACAAUCCAAGACAUAUUGAAAUGCAGGUUCUGUGUGAUAAGCAUGGAAAUGCACUUUGGUUAAAUGAAAGAGAAUGCUCAAUUCAGAGAAGAAACCAGAAGGUGAUUGAAGAGGCUCCAAGCACCUUUGUAGACCCUGACAUGAGAAGGAGAAUGGGGGAGCAGGCCACAGCCCUUGCCAAGCAAGUCAAGUAUUCCUCAGCUGGUACUGUGGAGUUUCUUGUGGAUUCACAGAAGAAUUUUUAUUUCCUGGAAAUGAACACACGUCUUCAAGUGGAACAUCCUAUAACAGAGUGUAUCACGGGGAUUGAUAUCGUUCACCAAAUGAUUCGCUCCGCCAAAGGUCAUAAGCUGCUCUAUUCCCAGUCUGAUAUUCCUAUAGAUGGCUGGGCGUUCGAGUGUAGAGUGUAUGCAGAGGAUCCCUACAAAAGUUUUGGUAUGCCCUCCAUUGGUAGACUGGAUAAAUACAUUGAACCUUCUCAUAUUGAUCAGGUUCGAUGUGAUAGUGGUAUUAAGGAGGGCAGCGAAAUCAGUGUUUACUAUGACCCAAUGAUUUGCAAGCUUGUGACGUAUGGAAGCAACAGACAGGAAGCCCUGGAUGUAAUGGUCAAGGCCUUGGACUCAUAUGUCAUCAAGGGUGUGACUCACAAUAUUCCUCUGUUGAGAGACAUAGUAACAGAGAAGAGGUUUGUGGCUGGUGAUAUCAGCACUAGCUACCUGCCUACUGUGUAUCCAGAUGGCUUUAAAGGUAGAACUUUGUCUCCAACUGAGAGCAUUGAACUGGUUGCUAUGGCAGCAGUAAUGUACAUCAAAGAUAAACUUGUUUCAAGGAGUUUUAAAAAUCAGAACAGAAUCCCUCUUGCCAAAACUACCCCCAGUAGCUGGUCUCUGAAUGUUUUAUUGAAUGAGGAGAGUUAUCCAUUACAAGUUAGUCUGGCAGGAAAUGAAGUCACUGUUGUGUCCCAAGAUAAAACAAUGACUAUUCCAUUUGAUAUUGAUGUCUCAUCACCCCUCAUUAAUAUGGCUAUCAACGGAGAAAGGAAACUUUUCCAGUUGUCAAAGAGAAUUGGAGCAGGACUCUACAGACUUAGAUUUUUUGGAACAGUGUACCAGCUGAAGGUCCUGGAGGAGUUUGCUAGUCAGAUGUCUAAACUGAUGCCUGUCAAACAGGAAGUAGACAUGUCCUCAUUAAUCCUCGCCCCCAUGCCAGGGGUCCUAAAAUCUGUAGCUGUUAAGCCAGGGGAUAUGGUGGCUGAGGGUCAGGAGGUUUGUAUUCUGGAAGCCAUGAAGAUGCAGAACAGUCUGACAUCAGCUCGGGUAGCUAAAGUCAAGAAAGUCAAUUAUCAACAAGGACAAACAGUGGAUGAAGGUGAUGUUAUUGUGGAGUUUGAAUGAGAAGUGGUGAUUACACAGACUGCAUAUACAAAACAACAAACUGAUAUUCCAAGGAAAUCUUGUGCUGCCAUUUAUUAGUGCUUGAAGAACAGUGUUCCACCAACUGUCUUCACUUCCUUAACCUAUUGCUUUAUUUAUACUCACACUGCAAUUGUUGGGGUUGAAUAUGAAAUUUUAUGAACAUGUAGUAUUAACAGGUGCCUUUUCUAUUAACAUUUGCAUAUUUUAUAGCAAGAAAAUUUAAAGGACAUUUCUUAAUACUUGUGUAAUUUCAUAGUAUUAUUUGAAAGAUUAUGCAAAUGUCAGUUGUGAGAUUUUUAAAACUUUUUGAGGGCAUUAUAUUGCAUUUCGCCAUUCAGAACAGUAUUAGAUAAAAUUACAAGGACAUCAUACUGGAACAGCGAACAAUCACUAUGCACAUUUCAUAGAUUGAGGGAAAGUACAUUGUACUUUUGAACAUGACAAGAAUACCUCUGGAAUAAUCUCCACUCCGUCUUCUGUGUUGUGAUAAUCUUCAAUUCAGAAUCAAUCUUUUUCCAUUGAUCUAUUUAGAAGAUUUAAUAUAUUUGAUAUAUCUUUGACAUCAUUUUUCUUGCUUUUGAAUUAAACUGUGAUGUUUUUGGAUUAAAAAAAAUAUAUCAAUAUCAUAUUUUAUGAUGUUUCAUGAAAACAUUUAGCUUAAUGUGCAUGUGAGUACAUUUACAAGUAGUUAUAUUACAUUUAUGAACAAACAUUUUAUAAGCAAAAAUAAAGAGAAAAAUUUGACUUAUGAUAGCUCUGUAUUCAGAAAUUAAUUUAUAAAAAUCAAAUUUGUGCUUUUGAGAUGCUUGGUUUAUGAAUUUUCUGUUAUGUACAUGCAUCAAAAGUUGUGUAUAUAUUUUUUUUUAUUAUUUUCAAGAGAAAUUUCUUUUUCAAAGAAAUAAAUAGGAACAGAAAGUUAAAUAACAAGUGCUAUAUUUAUACAUAUAUGUAGAAACUACCAAAAUACAGUAUUGAUGAAAACAAUUAUGCAUAAUAUAAGUUGAAUAAGAGUUCCAGAAUUGGCAUGAAAAGGAAUAGAAUUAUUUAAUAGUCAUGAAUCAUGAAAUUAAUCUGACAAUGCAUAUAUGAAAUGCACUGUAAUGAUAAUCUACAUGUAAUGUAGGAGGAAAGCCAGAGUACAUUGCCUAAAAGGCUAGGAUGUUGACUUCAAGGCACACCAAAUACAUGUAUUUCAUGAAAGGGUAUUGUGAGUUAACUUCAUUAUUUGAGUACAAUAUGCAAUAUACACAUGUAUAUACAAAACGUUAAAUGCUCUGGCAUCUUGAGAUGUUAUAUAGUCAGGAAAUUCAAUAUUUUGCUGGUUGUAUGAUCAUUUCAUGAGAUGAAAGAUGUAUAGACACAUGUACUCUUGUGAUAAGAGUAAAUUCUGAUUUCUAGCUGAAUAUGUAUCGAUAUGGCUUUUAGAUUUCCCAGUAUAUAUUGUGUUAUUUUACAGUUUUAUUGAAUAAAUAAAAAAAAAUCAA